Molecule: messenger RNA, 905 nt
Organism: Tribolium castaneum (red flour beetle)
Lineage: Eukaryota; Metazoa; Arthropoda; Insecta; Coleoptera; Tenebrionidae
Exons: 4
Coding region: 104-814 (236 amino acids)
Source: RefSeq, a predicted model, not a curated record
UUCAUCUCUCGACUCUCUUUUUAGAUAACACAGCCUUUACACAACGUUAUAAAUAUACCCGACUUUAACUGUUUCUUAGUCAGUGCUUUGACUGCAAACCAAAAUGAAGUCUCUCAUAAUCGCUCUUGCAUCUUUCGCUGUUUUCAAUCUGGCCACAUGCCAGUACUCCAGCUUUCCAGUGUCCAGCAGCAGCGACUCUGCCAGAUAUUUGCAAUAUCUGAGAGAGCGCAGCCAAACCGAGCGACUUCGCCACGAAUUCGAAAGUCUCUGCCCUGGGAAAGACGACGAGCUGGACAACGCGCUCUAUGAGCUGAAAAAAUGCUCCGACCAAAUCGACGAAAACUCCGAAACCGCCUGCUCCGCCAUGAAAAACCACUUCAUGCGCUGCUCCAAGCCCAUGAGCUCGCUUUUGGAGUCCUGCGUCCCUGAGGAGUCCAAGGGGGUUCCAGACCUGGUCUUCGCAUCUGUCCACUCGGCUGUGAAUUAUUUGUGCAAGACAGACGGCGAGCACAUCUUUGAACUGGCCAACCACUGCGUCUACAAAACCAACUACAAGACCAUGCGAUGCGGGCGCAGGAUGAGGACCAAACUGCAGCAGUUUAAGAAGAAGUCGCCCACGAAAUCAGACAUUUGCGAGUUUGCCCAGUCGAUGAAACCCUGUCUGAAGGAGCAUUUGGACGAAUCGUGCGGAAAUGCCAUCACCAAGGAGUCCUUCAUGGGGAUGUUUGACGCCAUGAUGGCCCCCUGCAGCGGAGUCUCCAAAAACCAACUCGAGACCAACUACAUCAACGAAGUUGAAAUUUUAGACAAAUAAUUCCUUACUCAAACACCCCCUUAAUAAUAAAUAAUUGUAAAAAUUAACAUACGUAAUGUACCUACUAUAAAUAAAUUAUCUCCGAACUGUA